Molecule: messenger RNA, 966 nt
Organism: Trichomonas vaginalis G3
Lineage: Eukaryota; Parabasalia; Trichomonadida; Trichomonadidae
Product: Ankyrin repeat family
Exons: 1
Coding region: 1-966 (321 amino acids)
Source: RefSeq, a predicted model, not a curated record
AUGUCUCUUUCUGUAGAUUCUUACAAGGAGAUAAUUAUGUCAGAUAAUGUUGAGAUGUUCAUAGAGUACGUGACGUUAAUGAUUUCUGAUCAUGUUUUAUUCAACUCAUUAAGAAAAAUUCAUCCAAAAUUGUUCCAGAACAUCAAUUCUCUAAUGCCAUUUUGCGUUUAUUUGAAAGCAAAUAAUCUUGCAGCAAAGUUUCAAGAAGUUUAUCAUAAUUUAUCAUCAGAAACUUAUCCAAUUCCAUUAGCUUUUUACGCAGCCGCAUCAGGAAAUAUUAGAUACUUAGAAUCACAUAAGAGAGAUGCAUCUGACACUACAAAUGACGGAAAUAUAGUUAACGUUGCAGUAUAUUAUAAUCAGCCAGAAGUUAUUAAAUGGGCUAUAGCGAAUAAUAUUUCCCCCGUAGCUGCAAGUAAAACAUACGGAAUACCAUUACGUAAAGCGUGUGAAAGAUAUCAGAUUAAUUGCGUAAUAGAAUUAGUUAAAGAUGAAACAAUCAGGAAAUCAUUAUAUGAUCCUCAUUAUGGUUCAACAGUUUGUUUGGCUUGCCUUAACAAGAGAUUUUUCGAAGCUUUGCCGAUUUUAAUUGACAAUAACCUUAACAUUAACAGAUGCAAUUUCGAUUAUUGGCCGCUUAUACUUCAUGGAGCAGCCUCGAAUUCUUCGCUCAUACCAUCUCAGCUCGUGAGACUUGGAGUUCCCAUUGAUUCAUGUGAACAGUACUCAGGAUGGACUGCUCUUCAUGUUUCUGCUUCCAAGCACCAGAGAAUCAAUGUUAUUUUCUUCUUAGAAUACGGUGCUUCCCCAUUUAAGAAAACUCACUUGGGUUUCACUCCUUUCAUGCUUGCAAACACUUUUGAUAAAAAUGAUAGAAGUUAUGACUGCGCCCAAUGCAUUAGAGAUGCUAUCUGUUUAUAUAUGGCCAAAAGAUUUUUGAUUGCACGUUUUUCGGGCUCCCAGUAA